Molecule: messenger RNA, 621 nt
Organism: Dermacentor silvarum
Lineage: Eukaryota; Metazoa; Arthropoda; Arachnida; Ixodida; Ixodidae
Exons: 1
Coding region: 1-621 (206 amino acids)
Source: RefSeq, a predicted model, not a curated record
AUGGAAGCGCUCAAGCUCAAGCGCAAAGCCGAGAGAUUGCAGCUAACGCGGCUUAUUAACGACAUCGAAUCAACGCUUAGCCAAGACAGUGUUACGGAAGAGCAGCUUUGCAUCCUUAGCGAACGCCUCAAUCAUCUUCACACCGACUUGAGGGCAACUGACUCCGACAUCGUACCUCUGCUCUCUACCACGGAAGCUGAAGCAGAGUUUGAUCGGGUUGUCGAUUACAAUUAUCGAGCCACAGCGAUGUCCGCGAAGCUCAAAUACCGUAUACGUCAGAUUCAUGAAUCACUCAACCGUACGUCAUCGUCGACGUCAAACGAACCCGUUCAACGCACGCUACAACCCGGUGUUCAUCUUCCGAAGAUCGAACUUAUAAUGUUCAAUGGUCGACCAUCAAUGUGGCCGCCUUUUUGGGAACAGUUCAACCAAGUGAUCCACAACAACGGUGGCCUCACCGACGUUGACAAGUUCACCUAUCUACGCUCAGUCUUGACCGGCGACGCGGCAUUGGCGAUCGCGGGACUUCCAGCCACUGCGAGCUGCUACAGUGAUGCCCUGGACAUUCUAAAGCGGCGCUUUGCUAAGGACGACUUGAUCAUUCAGAAUCACAUGCAGUGA